AUGCUGAUGGGUCGUGCUGAGGGUCUACCAAAGCUAGAGUCAGCAAAAGAUUUGUUGCUUUCUGACCCCGUAUCUGAGCUAGAUGGAGAUGUAGAAGCUGAUAUCCCUUCACAAAUUCUAUACACGGCUUCAUUUGAAGAACUAGCAUCAAAAAACAUACAGUACGAUACAAUAAUAUGGGUCUCAAUAUCUCUACUGCUGGUUUUAGCAUGGGGUAUUGGGAUCAUUAUGUUGCUGUAUUUGCCUUUUAGAAGAUGUGUGAUUAAGAAGGAUAUAGCAUCUCGCAAGCUCUAUGUUACAUCGAAAGAAAUAGUUUACAAGGUGUCAAGGCCUUCAUUUAUACCCUUUUGCGGAGAAAGGAAAAUUGAAAAGCAUGUACCUCUAUCCUUGGUUAUCGAUAUUAUCGUUGAACAAGGUUUCUUGCAGUCAAUGUAUGGAAUUCAUACCUUUAGAGUUGAAAGUAUAGCACAUGGUAAAGCUGCACCAGUUGACGAAUUGCAGGUUCAAGGGGUUUAUAACCCUGCACUUCUGAGGAAGGUUGUCGUAACAGAGGCUUCAAAGGCCAUACAAAAUGUUAGCAAUAGUUGGAAUCUUAAUUCUCAAAUUUUGGAUAUGGAAAGCUUGGUUCGUAUGGAAUCUCUAACCUUGGGUCCAGCUGUUUUGAGAUCUCCAUCUACAGGCUGGAAGACAAUGAGUUCUUCUCCCCAAAGAAAAGUUAACAAGUCGGUGAAGAAAAUUGAGUUUCUUAUGGAGAAGUCUCAGGCCUCUCCUGCAUUCAGUUAA
Fraxinus pennsylvanica is the source of this 783-nucleotide messenger RNA. The record is from the annotation of a GenBank genome assembly. Lineage: Eukaryota; Viridiplantae; Streptophyta; Magnoliopsida; Lamiales; Oleaceae.